AUGUUUCAUUGGAAGAUUCUUACGGCUUAUUAUAUGGACGACGAGCCUCAUGGCCGCCAGGAUCUCACACCAACUACUGGUCCGCAUAAUAACAGUGUAACAGAACUGGAAUUACCUAAAAAGUCGGCGACAAAGCCUUCACAACAGACUCCGUCCGCAAUCACAAUCCCGUCUUCAAAUACCGGCCAAACAUCUGAUCCCAAAACUCCGGUCACUAACGACACGCCUAAGGAGACGGCACCGACUGGUGAAGCAUCGGUUGUCCAGCCGUCGACUAUUGAACCAAAACUAUCCCAACCAUCACAACCACCGCCGAUGUCAUCGCUUGAACCGGUAGUGUCCGGAGUGAAGGUAACGCCCACUCAUUCCGAUAGCAGUGUUAACCCGGAAACAGAUCUCCUGUCCAUUAAAGAUAUGGACGUUAAAGACAACGCAAAACUAACUCAAAAGUCCAUCACAACAACUGAACUAGCACCGGUUAUACCCAUGACAUUAGAGAUGUUCACUAAAGCGGAAAAUUACCAGAAAAACUAA
Molecule: messenger RNA, 534 nt
Organism: Medioppia subpectinata
Lineage: Eukaryota; Metazoa; Arthropoda; Arachnida; Sarcoptiformes; Oppiidae
Source: the annotation of a GenBank genome assembly